Fundulus heteroclitus (mummichog) is the source of this 5896-nucleotide messenger RNA. RefSeq names its product exostosin-1b. NCBI's taxonomy places the organism in Eukaryota, Metazoa, Chordata, Actinopteri, Cyprinodontiformes, Fundulidae. Gene Ontology annotation, cellular component: membrane. The record is from RefSeq and is a predicted model, not a curated record. Gene Ontology annotation, molecular function: glycosyltransferase activity. Bases 1168 to 3387 code for a protein of 739 amino acids. The transcript is spliced from 11 exons.
AUCUUUCACUCUUGAACUGAAUCACCAGAGAUUACAGUUUGUCGAGCAGGUCCUGGAAGUGUUUGGAAGUGAAAGAGUUUGGUGGCGAAGCCCCGCCCGCCUCGGACGUGACGGCGCCCAAUGGGAAGGCACCGCGCGCCGCGGAGGAACGUCAGCUCGUGGGCACUGGUGGUGGUCACAGUAGUGGGACGGCCCAGCCGCGCUGAGCUUGGCUCGUCUCCUCCGCCUGCCUGCGCUCCCAUUUACGAGCCACCACUUGAGCACUUUACAUGACUGGGGGAGAGAAAGAGAAAAAUCAAGGUAGAUGUUAGUUUGACGCUUUCGUAGCAGAAGGCACGUUUUCACUUCCGGAUAGACGCUACUUCUCUUGCUUUUAAGGAAGGAGACAGACUUGUUUCGCUGCCGUUGCUUCCAGCCGUCGCUAAGGGCUCUUUGAUGCCAGCGCGUAGCUAACAGGCUAACUGGAACUGUUUUCACAAACAAGCUAGUUAGUUAGCUUGCUAGCGGGGCUAGCGAGCGUCGGCUGUGGAAAUGUGUUGUGUCGGUGCUGCGCGGACCUAGCCGACUAUAGAGGCAGCAGAUGACCGCCGUAGACUCUCAUAUGUCGGAUGUUUCAGAGCUCCUCCGCCGGCUCGCUCCGUGUUCCCCGGCGGAGCCCUGAGACUGUGUAGUGGGGACAAUAGUUCCCCGGCUAAGGCAACAAGUCUAGCUUAGUCGUGCUGCUUUAACUCCAGUGUGCACUCGUGUGGUUAGUUCCUGUCUGGAUCGGGGAGAAGCUGUAGUUUGUGGCAGAAAUAAACCCCCAUCCCGGCUCAGCAAAAGGCGGCGGCGCACAGGAGGAAAGUACAGCGCGACUUGCGAUGCCCAGGUCCGAGUCCACCCGGCUGCCCGGCGGCUCGGGGGACGCUGCCGCCCCGUAAUCCGCAUCAUCAUCAUCCCGACUUGGCGAGGAGACCGAGGUGGAUGGACAUUAAACAGUCGCCCACAUGCGUUGGAUCAGCUCCCGGACUCGUGAACGGCAUCUGAAGCAGAGGGAGGGAGAGGGAAGCUCGCAGCCCUUGCAGCCCGGGGGAAGAUGGCGGAGCGCUCCCGCAGGAGGCGGUGAGACCGAAACUUCGGAACUUCCCGGAUUCGCAGCCUCGCACCUGCCCUCGGCUCGCUGGACACAUGCAGGCCAAAAAGCGCUACCUGAUCCUGUUCUCCGCCGGCGCCUGUCUCCUCCUGCUCUUCUGCUUCGGGGGGAUCCAAGUCCCGCUGUCCGGACGGGGCGAUGACCGCAGCCUGGCCGGCUACGGCCCCGGGGCGCGGUGGCGGCGCCUCCAGGGGUACCUGCAGCCCUUCAGCACCUGGAGGGAGGACCGGCCCGACGGUCUCGGCCAUCACCUGUCCCCCCGGCAGAAGAGGGACGCCAGCUCGUCCCCGUACACCGGAAGGCGGUGCAGGAUGGAGUCCUGCUUUGACUUCUCCCUGUGCCAGAGGAACGGCUUCAGGGUGUACGUGUACCCGCAGCAGAAGGGAGAAAAGAUCUCCGAGAGCUACCAGAACAUUUUGACCUCCAUCGAAGGCUCCAGGUUUUACACCCCGGACCCCAGACAGGCCUGCCUGUUCGUCCUGAGCCUGGACACCCUGGACCGGGACCAGCUAUCGCCUCAGUACGUGCACAACCUGAAGGCCAAGAUCCAGAGCCUCGCCCUGUGGAACGACGGCAGGAACCACAUCAUCUUCAACCUGUACUCCGGCACCUGGCCGGACUACACCGAGGACCUGGGCUUCGACAUCGGCCUGGCCAUGUUGGCCAAGGCCAGCAUCAGCACGGAGAACUUCAGGCCCAAGUUCGACGUUUCCAUCCCCCUUUUCUCAAAAGACCACCCCAGGGCGGGGGGCGAGCGGGGCUACCUGAGACACAACACCAUCCCCCCUUACAGGAAGUACGUGCUGGUGUUUAAGGGGAAGCGCUACCUGACCGGGAUCGGCUCGGACACCAGGAAUGCUCUGUACCACGUGCACAACUCGCAGGACGUGGUCCUCCUCACCACCUGCAAGCACGGCAAGGACUGGCAGAAGCACAAGGACGCCCGCUGCGACAGAGACAACGCCGAGUACGACAGGUACGACUACAGAGAGAUGCUGUACAACUCCACCUUCUGCCUGGUUCCUCGCGGUCGAAGGCUGGGCUCCUUUCGUUUCCUAGAGGCCUUGCAGGCAGCUUGUGUGCCGGUGAUACUGAGCAACGGCUGGGAGCUCCCCUUCUCAGAAAUCAUCGACUGGAACACAGCAGCUGUGAUCGGGGAUGAAAGACUACUGUUGCAGAUCCCUUCAACGGUGCGUUCCAUCCACCAGGAUAAGAUCCUGUCCCUGAGACAGCAGACGCAGCUCCUGUGGGAGGCUUACUUCAAUUCUGUGGAGAAGAUAGUGCUGACCACACUGGAGAUAAUCCAGGACCGGGUGCUGGAGCACACCUCCAGAAGCAGCUUGAUGUGGAAUAGUCUUCCUGGCGGCCUCUUCACUCUGCCUCAGUACUCCACUCACCUUGGAGACUUCCCCUUCUUCUACGCCAAGCUGGGUAUCAAGCCGUACCCGAAGUUCACAGCGAUCGUUCAUGUGGUCACCCCACUGGUGUCUCUGUCCCAGCCGGUGAUGAAGCUCCUUGUGGCCGUGGCCAAGUCCCAAUACUGCGCUCAGGUGAUCGUUGUGUGGAACUGUGACAAGCCUCUCCCUGCCAAGCACCGCUGGCCCACCACCUCGGUCCCCUUCAUUGUCAUAGAAGGAGAGCACUUGGUGAUAAGCAGUCGCUUCCUUCCCUACGAUACCAUCCCCACGGAUGCUGUGCUCAGUCUGGAUGAGGACACUGUGCUCUCCACCACAGAGGUGGACUUUGCCUUCACAGUGUGGCAGAGUUUCCCCGACCGCAUCGUGGGCUACCCAGCCCGCAGCCACUUCUGGGACAGCACCAAGGAGCGCUGGGGCUACACCUCCAAGUGGACCAACGACUACUCCAUGGUGCUGACCGGGGCCGCCAUCUAUCACAAAUAUUACCACUACUUGUACACCACCUACCUUCCAGCCAGUCUGAGGACGAUGGUCGACCAGAUGUCGAACUGCGAAGACAUUCUCAUGAACUUUCUUGUGUCGUCGGUGACCAAGCUGCCGCCCGUUAAGGUCACGCAAAAGAAACAGUACAAGGAAACCAUGAUGGGGCAGAGCUCCAGAGCGUCCCGCUGGGCCGACCCGGACCAUUUCGCCCAGCGUCAGACCUGCAUGAACAAGUUCGCCAACUGGUUCGGCACCAUGCCGCUGGUCCACUCCCAGAUGAGGCUGGACCCGGUCCUCUUCAAAGACCAGGUGUCCAUACUGAGGAAGAAGUACAGGGAGAUCGAGAGGCUAUAACCCCGCCGAGCCCCCCCUUCGUGCUCCGCGGACACGACCAACAAAGGAGCGGGAGGGGGGGGCGGAGAUGUAGUGAGGAGCUCCGUGGGGGGGGAGCCGGACGGGAAAGAGGAGGGGGAGAAACUGGAACAAAUGUAAAGGACUGCGUUUUUCUCUCCUGUGUUGCCCUCCUCUUGUCUUCGUGUGUGCUGUGAUUGGACGGCUGAACUCGGAGGUCUCUGCGUGUACACCCCCCCCCAGACUGCUUACUAACUCCACCCUAAAGAGCUAAAUCUGCUCGCUUUGGGUCACAGAGUGCGACACGGCUGCUUGCUUGCGGAAAUGUCCCAGCGCUGACAAAGCCCGCUGAACGGGACACUUUUCUGUCUGUACACUAUGCACAGGUUUGUGGACAUUUUUUUUUUCUGCUGACGGGAUGUUAGUAACUACGAAGAUGAUAACACUAUUUUGGAUUGUGUUUAACUAUUUUUUUAUACUGUGUACAAGUGGCCAGCAUGACUCUCUGUCUCGCUGUCCGUUGUCUUAAAGAAGGAUGGAUAAAGAAAAGAGUGAGACCCCCCCCCCCCCCCUCAGAGGCGGGUGGUGAUUGUUGCUGCAACAGUGCCUCAGCAUUUAGAGGUGUUUGGAUCUGGAAAUCUGACGAAUAGGAGACUGGGCGCAGAUUUUGCGCCUUAAAUUGCGCUGCUUGUUUUUUUAUUUUUUAUUUUUUUUAUCUUAACAUGAUCAGUUUUUUUUUUUUGUUUUGUUUUUUUUAAAGUAACUGAUGUGUUGCUUUUUCCAGGUCAUCGAAAAGGUGUGACGAGAAUGUUUUCCUGCAGUCGAACAAAUGAAACGUGUCUGUAUGUGCCAUUCUGAACAAUUCCCCCCCCCCAACACCAACACACACAGCUGGGAAGGCCACACGUGAAUUGAUGCCCCUAGCAAUGCAGUACAUUUUUUUUUUAUGUUCCACUUUUUCUUUCUUUAUCCUGCCUCAUUCCUAAUGACGAGCUGGACCGGGGCGCUUUAACGCACGCUAGCCUGGGGAAUAUUCCAGCUACCUGUGUGUUGCCUUGGUGACUGAGGCUGAGCUCUGUUUUAGAAAGAAACCCACUGUGAAAUCCAUACAUCUGAUCCCCCCCCCUCUCCAUCUUUCUUUUGGUUUGGGUUAGUGAGAGAUAUUUAAUUACGGUCGUUGUCUGAACGCAGUGAACCCAGUUUCAUUAACCCGAGGGACAGAUUUGGCAGUAGCUGAGGGAGACUGCUCCCGCUGACCAUUCGCCGUCUUCCUGGGAAUAAAUAUGGGCCUAAACGAAGUCUCCUGAUGGCUCUGAUGGGGUCGGUGAAGAAUUCCUCAGCUUCGAGGGGGCUUGGUUGGCCGGCGGCAUUUGGGUCACACUGCACAGGCUGUCUCUUGGACCAAAAACUAGCCCCGUGUGGGUCCAACCUGCCAAACGUCAGCGGGACAUGAACUUGUUUUUUUUUAUGCUGCUGGUUUAUGAGGCUAACUCGCUUCUAAUUAUUCAGUUCGGUUAAUCUAGUUCAGUGUUUUUGCUUCGGUACGUCCUAUCAUGUUAUCUGCGGUGUUGGGAGCGGCUUUUCGAGUUUAACGAGAAGCCGUUCAUGCAGAGCCAGUAACGCAGCUCCUCCCACUCACCCCGCGUUACCUUUGUUCCAGAGGAAAGAAUGACUGCUGCGGUGAGCUCAUUCACUGACCCCCCCUUUAUGUGCCAAUAGAGCGUUUGUUUGUAUUUUCUCAUCUGCAGUGGGGAAAUCUACCCGUUCCCUUCUUAAUGGUGUACUUUCUGACUGGAGGAGGGGGGGGGUUUGCUCCUGAGUUCUGAGAAUGUUUUGAUCACCUUGAAUGCAGAUGAAGUCAGUGCUGUCCGGACAACUAAAGCAGAACUGUUUUUUAGAAAUGAGCUAGGUGCAAUAUUUCGGAUGACACUAUAUUUUCUUUUGGUGUGUGUCAGUGUUUCAGAGGGGGGGUUAUAGAUUGAUGUGCCUUCAGAGAAACUACUCUUUAAGAUUUUCUUUGUUUCAUCAGCCUUGCAGUAGAAGCAUGGCCGUAUCAUCAUAUCAUAGCUGUUCUUUAACAUGUUUGUUAGCCCAUAACUGCACCCCUUCACCCCUGGAACCCACCACCAAGCAUUUAUUAACACCAUUUCUGCGUUUUAUUGUUUUUUUUUUCUCCCCCUGUCCUGGAAUGUUUAUCAAGGUCUCGUUUCGCCCAUCUCCGCUUACUGCCUUGUGUUCGGUUGUGAGGUUCUCACCCUUCCUCUUGGUGUUUGUCACAGCUUGUAGUAAUUUAUGAAGUUGUUCCCCACACACAUCCUACAGGAUUGUCUCUGUCAAUUCAAUCUCCGCCUUCUUCCUUCACUCUCUUCAGCGCCUGCACACCUUUUUUUUUCUUUUCUUUUUUUUUUUUUUUUUUACUAAGAUGGAAAGGUGGAAGAAAAUCAUGGUUUUGUUAAUUAAUUUUAUAAAAACAACUGGAAACAAAUCGUGAAAUAAAAAUCUUUGAUAUAAA